Chionomys nivalis (European snow vole) is the source of this 3922-nucleotide messenger RNA. It is a transcript of the gene Tmem179, whose product is annotated as transmembrane protein 179. The transcript has 4 exons. NCBI's taxonomy places the organism in Eukaryota, Metazoa, Chordata, Mammalia, Rodentia, Cricetidae. The record is from RefSeq and is a predicted model, not a curated record. The coding region runs from base 126 to 827 and encodes 233 amino acids.
GCGCCGUCACUGCGCAUCCUCCCACGCGGUUCGGGCCAGGCCUGUGCCGUGCCGGUGACUCGCGGCCCCCGGCUCCCGGCGCGGUCUCCUUCCCGGCUCGCGGCCUCUCCGGCCGUGGCACCGCCAUGGCGCUCAACAAUUUUCUCUUCGCGCAGUGCGUCUGCUACUUUUUGGCCUUCCUGUUCAGCUUCGUGGUGGUGGUGCCGCUGUCGGAGAAUGGCCAUGACUUUCGCGGCCGUUGCCUGCUCUUUACCGAGGGUAUGUGGCUGAGCGCCAACCUGACAAUGCAGGGGCGGAAGCGCUUCACCGUGCAGGAGUGGGGCCCGCCAGCCGCCUGCCGCUUCAGCCUGCUUGCCAGCCUCCUGUCGCUGCUGCUGGCCGCUGCGCACGCAUGGCGCACGCUCUUCUUCCUCUGCAAGGGACAUGAGGGCACCUUCUUCUAUGCCUUCCUGAACCUUCUGGUCAGUGCCUUUGUGGUCUUCCUGGUCUUUAUUGCCAGCACCAUCGUCAGUGUGGGCUUCACCAUGUGGUGUGACACCAUCACGGAGAAGGGCACUGAGCCCCGCAGCUGUAAGAAGUUCCAGGACAUGAACUUGGAGCUGAACGUGGACAACUCUGCCUUCUACGACCAGUUUGUUAUCGCCCAGUUUGGUCUGUGGGCCUUGUGGCUGGCUUGGCUGGCGAUCACCACCCUGGCGUUCCUGAAAGUUUACCACAACUACCGCCAGGAAGAUCUGCUGGACAGCCUGGUUCAUGAGAAGGAGCUGCUGCUGGCCAGGCCAGCCUCUCGUACCUCCUUCCAGGGGGAGAAGAGUGCUGUCAUCUAGGCUGUGCAAGGGUGGCCCCCUUUCCUGAGGCUUGCACUGAGGGGUGGCUGGGGCCCCACCCAGGCUGGCCAGUGCAGCUCCGCAUGUGUCUCUUGGCCGCGCCCACCGUGAGCAGAGCACUUGUGUUCCCAUGGAGAGCCUGACAGUGAUGGCACAGAGACCCAGAGACUUGGGGUUGGGGUGCCUUCUGCUUCUUGUCCUGACCUUGGUUGGUGUGAUCCCUACUCCGCCUCGGUGUGACCAUUGGCCCAUAUAUGUGCAUGCACAUAGAUGGGAGUGUGACUGCAGCACAGAGCUGAUGACUCUGGGUUAGCAGCCUCCUUGCACCACCACAGGCUCCAGCACACCCAAGUCCCUGCCCUUCCCAGAGGGGGCCGUCUUUCCAUUCUAUAGCAUCUUCAGCGAAGGUCCCCAGAAGGCACUGCUCCCUGUCCCCCAUAGCAGCUGAUGGAGGAUCCUGGUAAGAUUGUGGGAGUCUGGGCUGGGCUCUGUCCUCUGUUCUGUGAGGAUAUCUGGGGUUGCUUGGCUGUGGUAGGAGAGUCCCACCCUCUACUCUUAAGGUUUUCUAGGUGGCAUGAUCUUCUGUGUUCCAGGGGCGGGGCCUCCAUAGGAGAAGAGGCCCCGCCAAUCUGGAUUUCAGGGAGUGCAUUCAUUGUUCAUGACCCUAGUCUGAAAUUGUGCUCAGAGCUGUUCCUCCAUUUCCAGGCAAGGUGAUCCUCAGCUGUGUCAGCUCCUUGUCCACCAUCAGUGGUUGGUGUGAACCUAGUCAUGUCAACUCCCUGUCCACCAUCAGUGGUUGGUGUGAACCUAGCCGUGUCAGCUCACUGUCCACCAUCAGUGGUUGGUGUGAUCCUUAGCUCUGUCAGCUCACUGUCUACCAUCAGUGGUUGGUAUGAUAAUAGCCAUGUCCGCUCACUGUCCACCAUCAGUGGUUGGUGUGGUCCUAGCUGUGUCAGCUCACUGUCCACCAUCAGUGGUUGGUGUGAUCCUAGCUAUGUCAGCUCACUGUCCACCAUCAGUGGUUGGUGUGAACCUAGCUAUGUCAGCUCCCUGUCCACCAUCAGUGGUUGGUGUGAUCCUCAGCUGUGUCAGCUCCUUGUUCACCAUCAGUGGUUGUUGUGAUCCUAGCCGUGUUAGCUUCUUGUCCACCAUCAGUGGUUGGUGUGAUCCUAGCUGUGUCAGCUCCUUGUCCACCAUCAGUGGUUGGUGUGAUCCUAGCCGUGUCAACUCCUUGUCCACCAUCAGUGGUUGGUGUGAUCCUAGCUGUGUCAGCUCCUUGUCCACCAUCAGUGGUUGGUGUGAUCUUAGCUGUGUCAGCUCACUGUCCACCAUCAGUGGUUGGUGUGAUCCUAGCUAUGUCAGCUCACUGUCCACCAUCAUUGGUUGGUGUGAUCCUAGCUGUACCACUCCCUGUCCACCAUCAGUGGUUGGUGUGAUCCUAGCCGUGCCACUCCCUGUCCACCAUCAGUGGUUGGUGUGAUCCUUAGCUCUGUCAGCUCCCUGUCCACCAUCAGUGGUUGGUGUGAUCCUAGCUGUGUCAGCUCCUUGUCCACCAUCAGUGGUUGGUGUGAUCCUAGCCAUGUCAGCUCCCUGUCCACCAUCAGUGGUUGGUGUGAUCCUUAGCUCUGUCAGCUCCCUGUCCACCAUCAGUGGUUGGUGUGAUACUAGUUGUGUCAGCUCCUUGUCCACCAUCAGUGGUUGGUGUGAUCUUAGCUGUGUCAGCUCACUGUCCACCAUCAGUGGUUGGUGUGAUCCUAGCUAUGUCAGCUCACUGUCCACCAUCAUUGGUUGGUGUGAUCCUAGCCGUGCCACUCCCUGUCCACCAUCAGUGGUUGGUGUGAUCCUAGCUGUGCCACUCCCUGUCCACCAUCAGUGGUUGGUGUGAUCCUUAGCUCUGUCAGCUCCCUGUCCACCAUCAGUGGUUGGUGUGAUCCUAGCUGUGUCAGCUCACUGUCCACCAUCAGUGGUUGGUGUGAUCCUAGCCAUGACAGGUCACUGUCCACCAUCAGUGGUUGGUGUGGUCCUAGCCAUGUCAGCAUCCACCAUCAGUUGUUGGUGUGAUCCUAGCCAUGUCAGCAUCCACCAUCAAUGGUUGGUGUGGUCCUAGCCAUGUCAGCAUCCACCAUCAGUCGUUGGUGUGAUCCUAGUCAUGUCAGCGUCCACCAUCAAUGGUUGGUGUGAUUUUAGCUGUGUCAGCUCACUGUCCACCAUCAGUGGUUGGUGUGAUCCUAGUUGUGCCAGCUCACUGUCCACCAUCAGUGGUUGGUGUGUUUCCAGGUGGAAGGGGCUGGCUUCAUGAAGGUGUGGGCCCAGGCUCACUGGGGGGGAUCACUUGGACCCUAAGAAUUGAAACCAUCAAGGAUGACAAGGAUGCUGUGCAAGGGAGGUCAGGGCCAGGCAGACUGACACUCCGGCCUGCUCUGGGGGCUUUGACUUGUGGCCUGGCUGAGCUUCUAGCAGCAGGUGUGUGUGUGUGGGUGGGUGCUGGAAAAGUGUUUUGAGGUCUCCACACUGAUUUGGUCUCUCCUCCAGACCCUCACACCAGCCCAUAUCUUUUGUCUCCCUGGGAAUGGCACCUUUCUCAUCUUCUGCCCCACAUCCCUACUAAGGCUAAAGCUACUUAGGACCUGAAGGAGCAGGAGGCAGGCUGGGGCCCAUGGCACCUAGGAUCUGCUUCAGGUGUAGGCCUGCUCUUAGCAGCUGCCUCUUGGGGAUGCUGGGAGUUGGCCUGGAACCUGGACAAGUCUAGAAAGACCUUCAUUCAUCUACAGUUGCCUAGACUUGUCCUCUAGGUGUCAAUGUUCCAGGGACUCCUGAGGAAGGGCCUCUGGCCUGGGGGUGCUGGCAGGACCUGUUGGCUGUAGCCAUGGGCAGGGGUGUCUGUCUGGGAUAGAACUCUCUGGAUGGAUGGCAAGAGGCAGGCAGAAGUGCAGAGUGGUCCCCAGGUUGUUCCCAGGAUGCUUCUGCUCCUCUCGGAUUGUUUCAGAGCAACCCUUGUUCUUGUCUUCCUGGUGAAACUGAUAGUGAAGAGUCCUAAGCCUCCGUGUGUCUGAUUCUCAAGUCAAAAGAUCAAAAUAAAGAUGAAAUAUCUGAGA